AUGCCACCCACGCCACUCUUUCCCGAGUCGGGGCCGAGCAAUGCGCACCUCCGUCCGCACCUCGUCGAGCUCAUCCCGCAGGAGCAGCUCCGCCUUGUCCUCCAUCCCGUCUUCCGAUAUGUGUUGACCUACCUGGCGCACCACUACCCGCGAUACUUUCUGCGCAUCGUUAACCGGCACGAGGAGGCGUUUGCGCUCGUUCUUCUGCUCGUCGAGAGACACCACUUGUGGAAGCAUGACGCCUCGCUCUCCGAGUACUUCUACCAGCUCCGCCUGGUGCCGGACCACACGCCGACUCCGCGCCUUGGUAGCGUGCACCCCACCACGACACCACGUCUCUCGAACCGGCAGCGCUGGGGGAUGCUGCUCGUCCUCGUGGGCCUGCCCUAUAUCCGCGCGAGGGCGGAUGACGCGUACGACCGCUGGUCGACGCAGAACGACCCCGAGCUCGCGCUCGCGGAUCAGGGUCCGCCGCUUAAUCGUGCCCAGCGCCUCUUCGUUGGCGCGUACCCGUGGAUCAGCACGGGCUUCGAGGCCACGCUCCUCGCGUAUGACUUUGCGUACCUCUUCAACCGCACCCCUUACUUCCGUCCAUGGAUGCGGUGGCUCGGUGUGCACGUCGAGCGGCGGCAGGACGUCGAGGACCCGAACGCGGCCCAGAGCCUCCUCGCCAAGCUCCCGCCGCUUCUACCCCCACUUCUGCUCAUGCUCAAGUUUGCGCAGUGGUGGUACUCGCCCACCUCCCCCCGCUCGCUGCCCACCACGCAGGCCAGCAAGAGCCUGCACACUUCCGUCCUCCCGCCGCGGCCCCUGCCGAUCCUCCCAGAGUCGGGUCUCCUGACGCCACCCGCGACGCCGGGGAGCGAGGAUGGCCCGGUGGGGUACACGAUUGGGGCGGCCGAGUUCGGGCACUGCCCCAUCUGCCACAACAAGUGGCAAAACGCGGCGAUCCUCCCAUCUGGUUGGGUCGUGUGCUGGCGUUGCGGAUGGGAUGCGAUCACGGGAGAGGGCGAGCUCGGCGAGGCAGGCAAGGGCAAGUGCCCCAUCACGGGCGUCGCCGUGCAUCAGAGCGAGCUGCGGCGUGUACUGGUGUAG
Molecule: messenger RNA, 1095 nt
Organism: Cutaneotrichosporon cavernicola
Lineage: Eukaryota; Fungi; Basidiomycota; Tremellomycetes; Trichosporonales; Trichosporonaceae
Gene: PEX12
Exons: 3
Coding region: 1-1095 (364 amino acids)
Biological process (GO): protein import into peroxisome matrix; protein monoubiquitination
Cellular component (GO): peroxisomal membrane; peroxisomal importomer complex
Molecular function (GO): protein binding; zinc ion binding; ubiquitin-protein transferase activity
Source: RefSeq, a predicted model, not a curated record